Messenger RNA from Ricinus communis (castor bean), 2452 nucleotides. Its product is annotated as RNA-binding protein 24. Bases 368 to 1147 code for a protein of 259 amino acids. Gene Ontology annotation, molecular function: RNA binding. The record is from RefSeq and is a predicted model, not a curated record. NCBI's taxonomy places the organism in Eukaryota, Viridiplantae, Streptophyta, Magnoliopsida, Malpighiales, Euphorbiaceae. The transcript is spliced from 6 exons.
AUAGAGCUUUUGCUUUCUCUUCCCUCCCAAAUUGUUUCUCUCUCUCUCUGACCUAAUUGUCCCAAACUUAACUGUCUCAAAAAUCUAAAGAGAAGGGAAGAUCCAUCUCUCUUAAAAAUCUAAAACUCUUAAUUUUCUUUUUAGUGGUCUUCUUAGAUCGAUCUUUCGAUCUUCUUCUUGUCUAUAUCGUGCUAUAUAUAUAUAUAUAUAUAUAUAUAUAUAGGUCUAAUAAUCAAGCCACACAUAGCUAGCUAGGCCUCAUCAUCUAAGUUAACACAGAUAUAUAUUGGUUAGCUGCUGACUUUUGGUUUUGAGAAGAGAUCUCAAGAAGCAGAAUCAGAGGAAGAGGAAAGAAGGUAAUUACAAGAUGACUCCAUCAAAUUUAGCUGGGCAGUUCGGAGACACUACUUACACGAAGGUGUUUGUUGGGGGUUUGGCUUGGGAGACGCAGAAGGACACCAUGAAGAAAUACUUCGAGCAGUUCGGUGAGAUCUUGGAGGCUGUUGUCAUCACUGAUAAGGCCACCGGCAGAUCCAAGGGCUACGGUUUUGUAACUUUUCGAGAUCCUGAAGCAGCCAUGAGGGCCUGUGUUGAUUCUGCUCCUGUCAUUGACGGGAGAAGAGCUAAUUGCAAUCUUGCUUCUUUGGGAGUUCAGAGAUCCAAACCUUCUACUCCUAAGCAUGGAGGAGGAGGAGGGAGGAACUUAAGGGUGAUAAGCUCAUUUCAGACGGGGUUUGGAACAGCUUUUCCUUCAGCAGCAUCCUUCCCUCAUUAUGCCAUCCAACAAGGGAUACCUUAUAAUGUUUAUGGGUACUCUCCGUACUCUCCAGAAUACACUUAUCCCACGAGCUAUUACAAUGUAUAUGGAGGGGCAACUGCCCAGUAUCCUAUGUAUGGCACUGGUCAUAGCGGAAUGAUGUCCGGUGCAGCUGCUGCUUUUUACCCAUAUCUCCAAUUUGGAGAAGGAAGUGGUGGAGCUACAAGCUAUAGUUCCAGCCAGAAUUAUAAUGUGCAGUACCCGCACCACUUGUUUCAAUAUUCAGCCGUUAAUUCAACUGGGGGUUACCCCCAGCACUUUGGUGCACCAUUGUCUCUUGCUCCCACUGCAUCUUUACAAUCAGUGUGUUUUGCUGUGCCACAGGCAUGACCAUGGCUCUUCGUGCUCCACCGAUCCCUCAUCGCUAGAGGCAAUGGCAGUCUAGCCACUUGGCCCCACUUCUCUAUGCUUCCUCAUCUGCUUCUUUUGAGGUCCCAACAACCUUUGGCCUAACCAUGGUUCUCUCUCUCUUCCUUAUUAACACAAGCCCCCCAUAGGGGUUAUGGUCGCUCCAAAAGUUGGAGAGUCAUGCAUCUUUUUCCCUUUGCAUCUUUUGAAAGAAGGGUUCCUUUUGAAGAGAACCGACUCAUGUGUAUGUAUUCAACAACUCAAAGCUAUUGGAUUAGCUUUGUUGGAAAAAGUUUAGCCCUGGGAAAAGGCUAAUCAAGUAAAAUUAACCAUUUUUGUAAAUUUUAGCCUAGGAAAGGCUAAUCAACUUUGAAAAUGGUUUGCAUAGAAGAGAUUAAGAAAAGAAAAUGUACAUUCAAAACCCCAGAUAUAGCAAGCCAUAAUUUUCAAAUACCAGCUUUUCUUUAAAUUUUUAUUUUUUUAAAAUGGCUAAUCCCUCCAACAAUAGAUAAAGAGGCAGUUUUAGCAAAAUUAACUUCAUGGACGGGGCAUGGAUGCACCUCAGUUUUUGUGCAUUGACAUAUUAGCUAGUCUUAGGAUUUUAGAGAGCUAGGACCACGCAGUCAUGUUUUCAUAAAUGUUUUUCCUUUCUUGUAUUAUUUUACCAACUUCACUUUUAAAUGCUUAAUUACGUAGUGUGCUUUAACCAAUGACCUUCCCUUAGGGUAAGGGAAGAAAAUUUUUAGAAUUUUCUUUUCCUGUAAAUUCAUUGUGGCUAAACUUUGGGAGUUUUAGCCUGUUUUAGCCAGUAAAGAUCGAAUAGCACGUCUAAUUAGUGUUUAUCUUAGUUAUUGCAUCUAGAUUUUACCUGUUUUCUGUUCUGUUUCAACAUCACGCCUAGAACUCCAUAAUUGGAUGUGGAGCUCACAGCACAUGCAUGAAACUCUUGGGAGAUAUUUUAAUUCCCUUGGGUUCUUCUCUUCUAACCCAUCAACCAUGGUUAGGACUUAGGUCAUCUCUCUCUCUCUCUCUCUCUCUCUCUCUCUCUCGAACAUUUUACCUGGAGAUGGAUCAAGAUACUCUUUAUAUAUGUAUAAACCUAUGGUUUGUAUUGUAAUUAGGAUGCUACCUAGGAUAAGAUUGAUUCAUUCCCUAACCACGGCGGUUGAGAAUGGAUAUAUGCUCUACUUACUUGUAUGCUUUAAUUUCGUACUUGUACUCCGCUUACUUUUGCCCUAAUGUUUUGUCAAUACAUGACAAGCAAACAUUAAUGUUCUUUUUAAUUAA